AUGGAACAUCAAUUAUUUAUCCACUGUGAAUCAUACCUCAUUAUCAUAUGCCGCCGGUGCAAGCACGCUGUGUGGCCAACAGAGAUUGAACGGCAUCUGAAAGGCAAGGCCCAUCAGCUAAAGCAUGCGGUGGUUCAGCAGAUAAAGGAGAACAUUGAACAGUGGGACAAUGUGGCUCGAGAUACUACACAGUUAACACUGCCCACAUACUACACAAACAAGCACAGCUGGUCGCCAUAUCCCAGCCGUGGCCGUACAGCGCCACAAAAGCGUACGGCAGCACAGGAUGAGGUGGACAGAUCAUGCCAGAAGGUGCAGUUCCAGCAGGUAUUUGCAUCGCGCAAGGGCUCCCACUACAUACAGAUCCAGACUAAGGAGACUACUGAGCACACCGGCACGCCAGACCAGAACAGAGCCAGCCAGGUCAUUGAUGAGCUGGAGCGGUUUUACCGGGAACAGCAACGGCAGACCAGCAAUGUCAUGCAUGCCGGGGAGCACGAUGAAGCCAAUCCAUGGCUGCGGCGGACCAGAUGGCCGGUGUACUUGACCAACAUCGCACCCAAUGAUCUGGUCAACUGCGUCCAGCGGCCCGAGGAUGACACCACGUGUCCAGAUGAACUGGCCGCGAGGGCCAUCUGGGAGGCCAUGGGUCAGGUUGCCCGUACCAGCCAGCGAGUCAUCACACGGCUGGGCCACUUCGUCCGCAUCGAGGCCAUCCGCACAGAGCGACACCAGACCCGGCACACCCCGUUGCAGGCGUACAUGGACGAGGAGAGCAUCGCCGAGCACGUGAGGCCAUGGCAGCAGAUGUUGAUGUUUUUCGCCCGAACGCAGGUCGAGCAUGAAUGGACGAGCCCACAGUACCGGUUCACACCACGGCAGCGCAAGACAUGGAGGGUAUUAUGGCAGGUAGCCACCACAGAGGGAGCCGACCAGCGACACUCCAUCAGCCCAGACCCCAUGGAUGAGCAGAUGACUGAGGAAGAAGAAGAGGAGGAGGAGAAGGGACAGAGAGAUACCCAGCCAGAAGAAGAAGAUAAGUUCAAAUCAACCAAGAUCCAGAUGGCAUGUUUGGAUUUUUGA
Histoplasma mississippiense is the source of this 1083-nucleotide messenger RNA. RefSeq lists its product with no specific name. The record is from RefSeq and is a predicted model, not a curated record. The coding region runs from base 1 to 1083 and encodes 360 amino acids. The transcript is spliced from 2 exons. NCBI's taxonomy places the organism in Eukaryota, Fungi, Ascomycota, Eurotiomycetes, Onygenales, Ajellomycetaceae.